CAUUUUGAUCGAUCAUGAUAUUUGCUAUAAGUCAAGUGGCAUAGAUCCGAUCCUUCAAUGACAGUUAAAACGAGUCUCUAUGUGUCGCACCCUUUCUUCAGUUAUAUGUUUUAUGGACAGUAACUAAUUCUUUGGGUUAGAGAGAGGACCAGUUAUCUAAAGACCUUUUAUUUCUCACGUUCCAUCCUGUGAACAGUUAUUUGACCUUUAUAUCAGAAAAGAAUUCCUCUAUUUUUCCUAUUUUCCUCGUUUUCCUUGUUUUCUUUUGAGCCGAGGGUCUUUCAGAAACAGCCUCCCUACCUUCCAAGGUGGGGGUAAGGUCUGCGUACACUUUACCUUCCAAGGUAAGGGUAAUUCAGGACUCACAAUGAAGCUGAAGGUAGUUUGGAGGAAAGUAUCUGAUUAUGUUCGAUAUGAUCUGAAAGAGAUUGCUUUUCCUUCAUCUUUGCCGGACCCUCCUCACUUCAAAAAACGUAGGAAACUAACUUUGAAGGAGCGCUAUCUUGUGCUUAAGGAAGCGUCUAGGCUUUAUGCUGCAAGCUGGGUGAGGGACAUUGGUCCUGAACUUCGGCCCAAUGAACACAAAAAGAAGCGUGAGAUUGAAGGCGGGUUGGAUGAAGAAAAUGGUAACAGAAAGGAGAAGGAACCCUCAACAUUAGAGGAUCUAGCUGUGGCUGCAAGAGGUGGCAUGGAGACACUACGACCAGCACUGCAACGAGUUUACAUGACGAGAGCUUCCGCAUAUACAGAUGCACUUAAAAGUUUCAUACAAGGAUAUCAAGAAGGCAUCCAACAAAUCAUGGAGAAAAAGACAGACUCAAAACCAUCCGAAGGCGCUGAUGCAUCCAACUCCAAAGGACCAACUUGAGUUUUAAUGGACAAUUUGUGAGUUCAUCUUUUGCAAUACCAGCUGCAAGAACUUGUACGAUGUCCUCCCUUAUUUCUGUCGAGACAAUCAUGUUAAUAAGUAUCUUCAUUUCUCAUUUUUGUACAUAACUAGAAUGGCGGUGAUGUAAGGAAUGAUAUUUACAUGAACAGUACUCGGGUACUACCAGUUUUUGAGCACUGCUUUAUUUUGCUGUAUUCAUUUUACUGUUGUUUGAA
Messenger RNA from Lycium barbarum (goji berry), 1104 nucleotides. RefSeq lists its product as uncharacterized. Lineage: Eukaryota; Viridiplantae; Streptophyta; Magnoliopsida; Solanales; Solanaceae. Bases 368 to 868 code for a protein of 166 amino acids. The record is from RefSeq and is a predicted model, not a curated record. The transcript is spliced from 4 exons.